Messenger RNA from Scutellospora calospora, 141 nucleotides. The record is from the annotation of a GenBank genome assembly. NCBI's taxonomy places the organism in Eukaryota, Fungi, Glomeromycota, Glomeromycetes, Diversisporales, Gigasporaceae.
UCAUCCAUGCUAACUUUAAGGGGUUUACAAAAAAUAAUACGACAAUUGGAGUUUGGUGUGCAGGUGUUAAGGCGUGCGGCUGUUGCCAGCAGUCGUGAGUUCGGAACCCAGCACUUCGUUGGGGGAGCUAGUUCUGCCUGA